Molecule: messenger RNA, 831 nt
Organism: Armigeres subalbatus
Lineage: Eukaryota; Metazoa; Arthropoda; Insecta; Diptera; Culicidae
Exons: 1
Coding region: 1-831 (276 amino acids)
Biological process (GO): DNA integration
Molecular function (GO): nucleic acid binding
Source: RefSeq, a predicted model, not a curated record
AUGGCAAUCCGAAAUUUUAUGGCGAGGCGAGGAGUUCCGAUAAAAAUAUACAGCGACCGUGGCACGAAUUUUGUGGCAACGAAUAAAGAGCUUGAAAAAGCUCUCGAGGACAUGGACCAAGAGCGAGUGAUGAGAGAAAUUAUUAGUCACCAAACUGAAUGGGUAUUCCUCCCUCCUGCUUCCCCACAUAUGGGAGGGGCUUGGGAGCGACUCAUCCAAACAGUGAAGGCGAAUCUACUGCAGAUGAAACCUGGACGAAACCCAACCGAUGAAAUACUACGUAACUGUCUAAUGGAAAUCGAGAAUCUUAUCAACUCACGUCCUUUGACGCACGUUCCUGUGGAUGAGCCGGAUGCACCCGUUCUAACACCGAAUCAUUUCAUCCUGGGAUCAUCAAGUGGACUCAAACCAGCGUUUAGUCUUGACGAUAACUCUGUUGUGUUACGGAGGGCUUGGCGUGCGUCACAAGUGGAAGCGAAUAUUUUUUGGCAACGCUGGUUAAGGGAUUACCUUCCGGAGUUAACAAGACGAACAAAAUGGUUUGACGAUGUUAAACCAAUAGAGGAGAACGAUAUAGUGCUAAUAGUGGAUCCAGCGCUGCCGCGCAACUGCUGGCCUAAAGGACGUGUGAUUGGAGUUAAUCGAGGAAAGGACAACCGUGUAAGGUCAGCUACAAUUCAGACAGUGACCGGCAUCUACGAGCGCCCUGCAACGAAGAUCGCUGUACUUGAUGUUCGAAGCGGUAAGGAUGUAAGCCAGAUGUACGGCGUUACCCGGGGGGAGUGUCACGACCCCUUGGUCGGCGCUUCUCACCAAGGCGAUUACCACUGA